AUGUCCUCCACAAGUGUUGCGUUUUGUAUAUCGCAAGAUUUAGAUAUUCCACUAAGGAUUAAAAUAAUAUCUCUAGAUGGCCACCGAAAAUUAGUGAGGGUUUCAGAACGUUUACUUGACCCUAAACUAUCUUUAUUGGAGUCCAAUGUAGGUAGUAUGAGCAACCUGAUUGUAUCGGUGGAGGUUUUCGAUAGCGAGCGUGGCAGGAAUAUGACCAUACCAGUGUUUACCCCAUAUAUACCUUUCAAAACUUCAAGACUGUGGGAACACUGGUUAACGCUCCCAAUUACUAUAAAAGAUUUGAAUUUAAAUAGUACUCUAAGAAUCGUAUUGUGGGAAUAUAAUGGAGUGAAACGUAUACCUUUUUGCAAUUUAGAGACCAACAUAUUCCAAAAGAGCGACUGCUCACUGAAAAGAGGAUUUGAAUCGUUGAAGUUUGAAUAUAAGAAGAAUGAUAAGCAAUAUUUUAAUGAGGUUACAAUAGAAGAAAGUGAGAUACAGAAAAAUUUAAAUAAAUUUUAUCAAGGUGAGGUUAAAAAAAUUCAUUGGUUGGAUCAGAUAAGCCUGAAGAAACUAAAAUUGGAAGAAAAAUAUGUAUCAUUCCCACAAGAUACGUUUCUAUUGAAUAUUGAAUAUCCAUUUUUUGAAUUACCAAUUGUGUUUACAGAAAAAAUUGCUAGAGAUACCCAACGGAAUAUUCCUACUUUACACAAUUUUGAGACCACUAAUGAUCCCUUAAACAACCAAAAUAUAAUAACCGACACAAAGAUAAGUUUAGGGUCACCAAGUAAUUCUACUCUGAAAUUUUAUGACCCUGAUCAGUAUAAUUCAGAUCCUAUUGAAGAAAAAUAUAGGCGACUGGAAAGAGCAUCCAAGAACUCUGAUUUAGAUAAGCACUUGAAACCAGAUACAAACAAAAGGAAACAACUGAACCAAAUAAUUCAAUAUCCACCUGGUACUAAACUUACUGGCCACGAAAAGGGGUCUGUAUGGAGAUACAGAUAUUAUUUAAUUAAUAAUAAGAAAGCUCUAACAAAACUUCUACAGAGUACAAAUUUCAAUGAAGAAAACGAACGAACAGAGGUCCUAGAGUUGAUGAAUUCAUGGGCAGAAAUUGAUAUUGAUGAUGCAAUCGAAUUACUUAGUCCCUCGUUUACUGAUCUAUGGGUUCGUUCAUAUGCUGUAAAUAGAUUGAAAAAAGCAUCUGACAAGGAGUUAGAACUAUAUUUAUUACAAUUGGUUCAGGCCGUGUGUUUUGAGAACAAAUCAACACCAUUCAACAAUUCAGACUAUAGCGAGUAUCAGAUCAUCAAUAACUCCGUAGUUGCAAGCUCUCGUUUAACACAGAAACACCAAAAACUUUUAACAUCUAUCAAUGGAAUGGAUGACGAUAUAUCCGAGAUAGAUGAGGGAAUCAUUGUCAUAUCCCCACUUUCAGAAUUUCUCAUAAGAAGAGCAUUGAAAAAUAUUAGAUUAGGAACAUUCUUUUAUUGGUAUAUAUUUACCGAAUGUAAGGACAAACCUUAUUUGAAACAGAUUUUAGAAUCAUUUCAUAGUAGAUUAUCUGAUAAUAGUCUUCAGAUUUUGAAGAACCAAAUAGAAUUAAUCAAAUUACUGGGGAAAUGCUGUACUGAUAUUAAAAAAUUAAAGGAAACAACUGAGAAAAAAUCAGAGUUUUUAAAUCAGUUGCUAACGACCAAAUUCAGACAUUGGUUGAAAAAAAGAGGCCCCAUAGUAUUACCGCUCGAUCCUUCUGUACAGAUCAUUGAAGUAGUUCCUGAAUUAUCAAAAGUGUUCAAAAGUUCUUUAUCGCCAUUAAUGAUUACAUUCAAGACAACUGAUAACGAUGAUUAUUCGUUGAUGUACAAAGUUGGUGAUGAUUUAAGACAAGACCAACUUGUCAUACAAAUCAUCAGAUUAAUGGAUGAGUUGCUGAAGAAUGAGAACGUUGAUCUGAAGCUAUCUCCUUAUAAGAUUCUAGCUACGGGACCUGAUGAAGGUUCUAUCCAAUUUAUACCAAAUGAGACUAUGACAAACAUUUUAAGUAAAUACCAUGGUAUUCUCGGAUUCUUAAGGAGACAUCAUCCAUCUGAAACUGAUAAUCGCGGAGUUGAGGCAUCGGUUGUGGACACAUUUGUCAAGUCAUGCGCUGGUUAUUGUGUUAUUACAUAUGUACUAGGUGUAGGUGAUCGUCAUCUGGAUAACCUGUUAGUAACACCGGAUGGGCAUUUUUUCCACGCAGAUUUUGGUUAUAUUUUAGGGCAGGACCCUAAACCAUUCCCACCACUUAUGAAAUUACCACCACAGAUAAUAGAGGCAUUUGGAGGAGCGGAGUCCCCAAAUUAUGAUAAGUUUAGAAACUAUUGUUUUGUCGCAUAUUCUAUUCUUCGUAGGAAUGCAGGAUUAAUCUUAAACCUAUUUGAAUUAAUGAAGACUUCAAGUAUUCCAGAUAUCAGAAUUGAUCCUGAUGGUGCAAUUCUGAAGGUCAAGGAAAGGUUUAACCUAGAUAUGUCGGAAGAGGAAGCUACAUUACAUUUCCAAAACUUAAUUAAUGAUAGUGUUAAUGCCCUAAUGCCAAUUGUAAUCGAUCAUCUCCACAAUUUUGCGCAAUACUGGAGAACAUAA
Messenger RNA from Maudiozyma barnettii, 2625 nucleotides. RefSeq names its product phosphatidylinositol 3-kinase VPS34 (gene VPS34). Bases 1 to 2625 code for a protein of 874 amino acids. The record is from RefSeq and is a predicted model, not a curated record. Gene Ontology annotation, cellular component: endosome; cytoplasm; phosphatidylinositol 3-kinase complex, class III, type II. Lineage: Eukaryota; Fungi; Ascomycota; Saccharomycetes; Saccharomycetales; Saccharomycetaceae. The transcript has a single exon. Gene Ontology annotation, biological process: phosphatidylinositol-mediated signaling; phosphatidylinositol-3-phosphate biosynthetic process; endocytosis. Gene Ontology annotation, molecular function: 1-phosphatidylinositol-3-kinase activity.